CAAUUACACGAGCUAGAAAAUACAAAAAGCUCCUUCCUUCCUUCCUUCCUCUCACGUUACGUUACCAGAGUACCAGAUGAUGUCGUCUCCGUUCAACGUCGAAGCUGCCGGGAUUUAGAUGAACGGUCGGCAAGAGAAUCAAAAAGUUGAGUUGGGUUUUGGAAAAUUUGCCAGAGAAGCACCUCGUCGCUGGUUCAGUCUUCCCCCGCUUGCCGCGUCGAUAAAUCCCCUGUGACUGCUGCCUGGAAUUCUGGUCCGUUCGCUAGUCGUACUCGAGCUCGAUUCAAACAUUGAAUCACCUUUUAUCAUAGCUUUGCCCAUUUAAUUCGCAACUGAAAUCUGAUUGAAUUGUCUCGGUGUCUAGAAAUCUCGGCGGUGGUUGAAUUGGCGAAGAGGGAGCUAUGAACAAAAGGUCCAGUUGCUGUGCGAUUUGUGAGCACUCAAAUCGGGCUUCCAUUUGUGCAGUUUGUGUCAAUUACAGGUUAAAUGAAUUUAGUAACUUGUUGAAAUCGUUGAAGAGCCGGCGGGAUUUGUUGUACUCGAGACUAAGUGAAGUCCUUGUGGCAAAGGGGAAGGCAGAUGAUCAGUCAAAUUGGAGAGUGCAGCACAAGGAGAAGGUCGUAAGUUUGAAGGAGAAGCUGUGUCGUAGUAGAGAACGGCUAAUUCAAGGGAAGGCUAAGGUUGAGAGGAUGUCGGGUGAGCUAAAAGUCAAAUACAAUGUCUUAGAUUCAGCUCGUAGUGUGUUAGAAAAGAACCGUUUGGAACAACUUGACAAGUUCUAUCCAAACCUCAUAUGCACUCAGAGUUUAGGCCAUAUGGCUAUUACCACGGAACUACUUCAUAAACAAUCUGUUGUCAUAAAACAGAUAUGCAAGUUGCUACCUCAACGGAAGGUGAAAAUCGAAGGGGAGAGAACUAGUGGCCAAUUUGAUCAAAUCUGCAAUGCACGCUUACCAAGAGGACUUGACCCCCACUCUGUACCGUCAGAGGAGCUUGGUGCCUCACUGGGGUACAUGGUGCAGCUUCUAAAUCUUGUUGUUCGUAACCUGGCUGCCCCUGCUCUUCAUAAUGCUGGUUUUGCGGGCUCUUGCUCUCGAAUAUGGCAACGUGAUUCUUACUGGAAUGCCCGGCCCUCAUCAAGAAGCAAUGAGUAUCCUCUUUUUAUACCCCGCCAGAAUUAUUGCUCUGGCAGUGGUGAAAAUUCAGUUACUGAUUCUGAUAGAAGCUCCAGUAACUUUGGUGUUGCCUCAAUAGAGUCAGAAAGAAAGGCAUAUCUUGAUUCUUCCCGGAGUAGUAGCUUCAAUUACUCAUCGGCCUCUGCCCAUUCAGUAGAAACACACGAGGACUUGCAGAAAGGCAUUGCACUUCUGAAGAAAAGUGUGGCUUGUGUGACAGCUUAUUGUUAUAACUUGCUGUGCUUAGAAAUUCCUUCUGAAACAUCUACCUUUGAAGCCUUUGCAAGACUAUUGUCAACGCUUUCUUCUUCAAAAGAAGUCCGGUCUGUUUUCUCCAUGCAAAUGGCUUGUUCAAGGUCUGGUAAACAAGCUCAAAAGUUAAAUAAAUCUGUCUGGAAUGUAAACUCAGCCUUUUCAUCCAGCGCUUUACUGGAUAGUCAACAUGCACUGCAUCUAACGAAGAACAUGAGUGAAUAUAACCUCCUAAACUCGACCACCAGUUUCCUGUACGGCCCUACCGAUAUGUCAGAGUUGGGGAAAUACGAAGGGCUCAUUGAUGGAUGGGAUCUGGUGGAACACCCUAAAUUUCCUCCUCCGCCUUCGCAUACCGAAGACAUCGAGCAUUGGACUCGCGCCAUGUUCAUCGAUGCUACAAAGAAGAAAUAAAACCUUUUGCAGUGAUGCAGACCUUAGCAAGCAGGCUACUUCUGUACAUAUUGCAGUUCUCUGCUCUGUUGUUUGGCUGUACAAUGUACAUAUAUAGACCUAGAGAGCUAGUCUCUGUCGCCUUUGAUUCUUAACUUGUUCUAGCAUCACAUCAGCCUCUCUCGUGUAAAUUUGAAUGCAUGAUAUAAGAUAAAGGGUAAUCUGCUCAACUGAACUGCUGAGCUUACUCUUAUAUCUACAUCUGAAACUGCCAUUAACAUGUGAAGUCAGCAGAAUUCACAUGGUCCACACCACAUAAAAGCUAGGUGGGGGUGCAAAGUGAUCAAUGUGAGUGGUUUUUAUUUGCAAAGGUAAAAAUCUCUUGGAUUUUACUUUCAUGCAUCACUUAAUAUGUCCAAU
Linum tenue is the source of this 2240-nucleotide messenger RNA. The record is from the annotation of a GenBank genome assembly. Lineage: Eukaryota; Viridiplantae; Streptophyta; Magnoliopsida; Malpighiales; Linaceae.